Messenger RNA from Effrenium voratum, 2183 nucleotides. The record is from the annotation of a GenBank genome assembly. NCBI's taxonomy places the organism in Eukaryota, Dinophyceae, Suessiales, Symbiodiniaceae.
GUUCAACUUGACCAAGCAGUUUUGAGCUGAAUACCAUGCUUGAACGGAGCACUUUUUGGCACAGGAGGUUUUUGCUCUCACUGAGCAUUUUCCUUACCAGCAAUGGCUGUUCGUGUGAAAGUGGAUAUGUAUUCCAUCAUGAAUGCCACUCUUGCAAUGAACCUGCAAGAUGUGGUGAAGGAUGCAAAAGAGUUGCUGGAACAAGCAACGGGAAUAGACCAUAAAACCAUGGUCUUGAAAUAUGGCAAGCACAAGGGGGUGAUGGCCACACUGGAGGAUGAGGAACAGUUUAGCGAGCUGGGGUGCUUCCUCAACCCCUUCACUGGCAACUAUACCAUCAACAUCAUGCUCGCGAGCCCUACCGUAGAGGCUUUGAAGGUUGUCAAUCGGCUCAAGGCUCUUCAGGAUGAGGUGGCGUUCAACGGCAUGGAUAAGAUGGAGAAGGACGGCUUGACCAUUACCUACCGUGGAAUUUCUUUGACAUGCCAAGGCGCUGAGCUUGAUGACACAGCACCGGAAGAGCCCUCGUCAUCCGCCCCAGCUUCUGCCCCUACACCUGUUGAGAAGAAGCCCGCCUCUUCGUCUACUGCCAGACCUGCAGACCUUCAGGGUAUGAAGCGGAUGAUGAAAGAGCUUCAUGCAGAAAAUGCUGAGAUGAGCUACCGCAUCAAGAGGAACACUAAGGACCUCCGUGAGCUCUUGAAGAAGUGCCGAGACAUGGAGAUUGACAUUGUGUUGUUGCGACCUUCUGGUGAGAAGUUCACUGUCAAAGGUUGCCCUUCAUACUCAGUGUCCAAGUUCAAGCAUCGCUUGCAUACUGAGUAUGGCUUCCGCUACCCCCACCAGCGCCUCAUCCGGAACAACGCAGAUGGCAUGGCUGUUGAGCUCCAGAACACCCGCAAGCUCUUCAGCUACGGGGUGGAGAACGAUGGCGACCAGAUAUACUUUGUGAUGACCGGCGGUGAGGUUGUUGCCACCCCUCAGACGCCAGCUGUUGAGGUGUCAUCUUCGUCAGAAGAGGAUGAGAUUGUGGGAACUCCUCCUAUGUCAGAUGAUGAUGCUGUCCAACUGCAUCGGCCGGGCGAUUGCGACAUGAGCCUUGUGUCCAUCAAGGACUACGCAAGCAAGAGCGUGAUGUUUCACGGCGGGAUUGACCACAGAAUGGACUUGAAAGGACUACUUGACUUCGUGAUGGUGUUUGAAAGCAUUGAAGAUGAGCAGAAAGAUCAGCUUGUUUUCAGCGACGGCCGUGGCAGUCCAUACUCAUGGUCAUUGACUGUGCAACAGUGCAUGGGCACCGCUGGCUUUGACGGCUUCUACCUGAAGGUGCGUGGGUUGAGUGGUGGGGCUCUUGUCCGUGGUCACCUUUCCAAGCAACAGAUGCUUGACAGGUUCAAGAAGAAGAGCCGAGACUUUGUCAAGCAGUUGAAGGUCAUUGAGGAUGAGGACGAUGAGGCAACCUACGAUGCCUCCAUUGUGCCACAGUUCAUCCACGAGUUCAUGGAAGAGAAGCGCCAGCAGAUCGCCAAUGCUUCCUUCAUGGCCUCUCAAGGCCGUUGCCCAGUCAUGAUGGCGCUGAAAUCUACUCCAGAUGACAAGUUGCUGGCAGUUGAGGCUCUCAUGAAGCAGAGGCUGAAGGGCGCCAGCGAGCUCAGGGUGCUAAAGUCCAUCAACCUCAUGUUUCCCACCAUGGCCGUCCUAGAACAGACCAAGUUGGGGCUCACCCUCAUCCAGAAAGAGUUGGCUACAUCCCUGCUCAUGAUGUAUGCCACCCGCUACCAUGAAGAAUAUGCAGGAGAGUUGCGCUACUGCCACAGUGGCUUUUUGAAGGACUUGGGUGAAGAGUUGGUCAAGCGUCAAGUUCGCCCCAUGGCUGAGCCGGAGCGUGGAUGUGUUUUGUCUUGAGCCACUGACGUGUGGCAUUUUCACUAACGGAGGAGGAAAUGACCUGCCCGCCAUUUCGGGGCACCCUGCCCUCCUGCCCGCCAUUUCGGGGCACCCUGCCCUCCUGCCCGCCAUUUCGGGGCACCCUGCCCUCCUGCCCGCCAUUUCGGGGCACCCUGCCCGCAAUUUUGGGGCAUUGUAAUGUGAUUUCUCCUCCUCGUUAGCCUUGCCAAGGGGCUCAUUUCAGUGCCAGACAGCGCAUUGGAUGGGGCACAUGCUUUGUGUAGCAUCUUUCAGCU